Molecule: messenger RNA, 1007 nt
Organism: Oryzias latipes (Japanese medaka)
Lineage: Eukaryota; Metazoa; Chordata; Actinopteri; Beloniformes; Adrianichthyidae
Gene: ropn1l
Product: rhophilin associated tail protein 1-like
Source: RefSeq, a predicted model, not a curated record
AAGAAUUCUGUUGCCAUGCGACGGUAAUAUACAACUGUCAGUUUACGGACACGAAUUGUGGCGUAAAUCAGAAGGACAGCAAUUACGAUUUUUUGGUGAACAUUUUAAGGCAUUUUUUGCUUAUUACUAUUUACAGUCUACAUAUUUUUCCAGUACUUGCUGGCCGACAAACUACAGUGCACGUAUUUCAGCCAUGCCCCUUCCAGACACACUGUACUGUGCCGAGCAGAUCAACAUUCCACCAGAACUACCAGAUAUCCUCAAAAAUUUCGCCAAAGCAGCCAUCCGAACGCAGCCCAUGGACUUGCUUGCCUGGAGUGCAGCGUACUUCAAUGAUUUGUCUAAAGGAGAGUGUCUUCCUGUCAAGGACAGACUAGAGAUUGAUGCCACCACCCAGAAAAUGGACCCCAGCUUGACUCCAGGUCUACUAAAAACCCUACACAAGCAGCUGUCCUCCAGGAAAACAUGUAGCAAGGAGGAACUGCAGGCCAAAUGGAAGGGCUUGUGUCUUUCACCCAAUCAGUUGGAUACUCUGUUGUCCUUGGGCGGCUUUGAUUCAGAAAUCGACUGGAUUGAGUUUUUCGCUCUGGGCUGCAGUGCUCUAGGAGGGACCCUCUUAAGCUCCAUGAAGUUUGCCUGUGAGAUUCUGACAAAUGAUGAGGAGGGUGGUGCUGCAAGGAUCCCAUUUGAUACCUUUGUCCAAAUCUAUACUUUCUUGGCUCACCUAGAUGGAGAUGUACUACAGGAACACAUUGACAUCUUCCUCAACAGUUUGAAGCCACAGGUGGAGUUGCAACAUGGGAUGAUAAAACCGGCGAAUUUCAGCCAUUGGGAGGAUGUGGACUUUAAUUCUAGAGAAUCACCAAAUCCUGAACAAAAGUGAAAGAACGCUGGUGACUGAAAAAGUCAGCUUGACUUUUCUUUGCUUUUAUUUGUUCAUAAAUGAUUUUAUUUUGAAGAAAGUAAUAAUACUUUCAGCGUGAUGAAUAAAGGUUAUUGAAACAUAA